Molecule: messenger RNA, 678 nt
Organism: Penicillium maclennaniae
Lineage: Eukaryota; Fungi; Ascomycota; Eurotiomycetes; Eurotiales; Aspergillaceae
Product: EXPERA domain-containing protein
Exons: 4
Coding region: 1-678 (225 amino acids)
Biological process (GO): sterol biosynthetic process
Cellular component (GO): membrane; endoplasmic reticulum
Molecular function (GO): steroid Delta-isomerase activity; cholestenol delta-isomerase activity; C-8 sterol isomerase activity
Source: RefSeq, a predicted model, not a curated record
AUGGCAUCACAUCCCUACUAUCCCCUGGAGGUCGAUAUCGUCGACUAUUCGCCCAACCAAACCUCCGUACUCGAGCUACUGGUCUCGGCCGGAGGUGGUUGCGCGGCCCUGCUAGGUUUGACUUUCAGCUUGGCCAGUUACGUGCGACCGACUCUGCGUCUGGCCGAUCGGCUCGCCAUUCUAUGGUUUGUGCUAUCGGGAACACUGCACUGCUUCUUCGAGGGUUAUUUUAUGAUUCAUCAUGAGCAUAUGGCAUCGGCCCAAGAUCUUUUCGGGCAGCUGUGGAAGGAAUAUGCACUAUCCGACUCUCGGUAUAUGACCUCCGAUACCCUGGUACUCUGCAUGGAGACGAUGACCGUGCUGCUGUGGGGACCUUUAUGUUUUGGCGUUGCAUAUCUGACCGCGACGAGACACUCCCUACGGCAUCCGGUACAGUUGAUGGUGUGCAUGAGCCACCUCUACGGCGACACGCUAUACUAUGCCACCAGUCUCUUCGACCACUAUGCGAACGGGGUGGCGUACUGCCGACCGGAAGGGUAUUACUUCUGGUUGUAUUAUUUCUUCAUGAAUUUCAUCUGGAUUGUGGUCCCGGCAUAUUAUCUGCUCGACAGCAUCAGGACCAUUUCGGGCGCCAUUAGGGCCCAGCAGGGGUCAGGCGAGAAGCACAAAUGUCAGUAG